CUAAACUCUAGCUUUGACCAAGAAAGCAAGAAAACAGAGCGAGACCGGAGGUACGGAGAAACUGCGGAAGACAACCCCGACAACGAGAUCACCUUGAUCAGAAAAACCAGAAAACCAGUGGCGCUCCGCAGCUCUAAAUUCAAACUCUUGAGACUAAAAGGAAGAAUUUCCUACGAAGAUUUUUGGAAGAAUCUGAAUACUUUUUUUUUUCUAAAGAGGAAAAGAAAAUGUCUGCUGGAAUGAACAAAGCUUUUUUGCUGCCUUUCUUGUGCAUGAUGCUCUCCUACCUGGCUGCGGGUCAGGAGUGCACUGGCCAGUGUACUUGCCCAUCGACACCCCCCCAGUGCCCCCCAGGCGUUAGCCUAGUGUUGGAUAGCUGUGGCUGCUGCAGGGUGUGUGCCAAGCAGAUGGGGGAACUCUGCACCGAGAGAGACGUCUGCGACCCACACAAAGGCCUCCACUGUGACUUUGGAGCUCCUGCUAACAGGCGGAUAGGAGUCUGCACAGCCAAAGACCGUGCCACCUGUGUGUUUGGAGGCAUGGUGUAUAAGAGUGGAGAGACUUUCCAGAGCAGCUGCAAGUACCAGUGUACCUGUCUGGAUGGGGCUGUGGGCUGCGUCCCUCUGUGUUCCAUGGACAUCCGGCUGCCCAGCCCCGACUGCCCCAUGCCAAGACGCGUCAAGGUGCCAGGGAAGUGCUGUGAGGAGUGGGUGUGUGAUUCUCCCUACACACACAGCUUCAUGGGCUCUGCCUUGGCUGCCUACAGAGAGGAAGAGACAUUUGGCCCAGACCCUUCCAUGAUGAGAGAGAACUGCCUGGUUCAGACUACCGAAUGGAGCGCCUGCUCGAAGACUUGUGGCCUUGGGAUCUCCACCAGAGUCACCAACGAUAACCGUGAAUGCCGCCUGGAAAAACAGACCCGCCUGUGCAUGGUCAGACCCUGUGAAUCUCACCUGGAGCAGAGUAUCAGGAAGGGGAAAAAGUGCAUCCGCACCCCCAGAGUGUCCAAGCCCAUGAAGUUCGAGAUCUCUGGCUGCACCACCACCAAAUCCUACAGGCCCAAGUUCUGUGGCGUUUGCUUGGAUGGCCGCUGCUGCACUCCCCACAGAACCACCACCUUGCCCAUGGAGUUCAAAUGCCCCGAUGGACAGGUGAUGAAGAAACACAUGAUGUUCAUCAAGUCCUGCGCCUGCCACCACAACUGCCCUGGGGAGAACGACAUCUUCGAGUCCAUAUAUUACAAGAAGAUGAUGGGAGACAUGGCGUGAGCCACCAAAAGAGCAACUCAGAACAUUUGACUUGAAAAACAACAGAACUCCAUCUCAUUUUGCAGCUCAGUAUAUCUAAAUAUAUAUAAAACUAUAUAUGUUUUCUGCCUUUUUUUUUGAGUUUUACAUUUUUUCAUCAUGCAAGUUUGUAGCCCGGGCACUUGUGUCAGUGUCUAUGCUUUUUUUUUCUUUUUUUUUUUUUUUGCAUGGCCGAUACAACCGGCCUCAUACAGUUCAGACAGAGGGCUGCCCUGCAGCUCCGAGAGAAUCCUGCACUAGAACUUCUAUUCUGACAAACCUGUUGUCAGGUUGUCUGCCUCGUCCCCUUUGUUUUUUUAUAAACCCGUCCAUUGUUUUUUUUUAUGCCUUGUCCAAAAACUGUGUCCAUAACUUUGACCUCCUCUCUAAUUGAGGUGGGUAACUAAUAUUCCCCCCACCCCUACCCCAUUUAGCCCCUCCCACUAUUCCCUAGAGCCCUGACCAGACCUGCAAUCUCUUAAGCAGCUGCAGGGGGAGCAAGCAGACCACAGGAAGCCAGUGUUCCCCUUGUGAAACGGGUCUGAAUGUGUCCUUGUGUGUGAGUGUGUGUGUGCAUGUAACCCGCAUCUCUAACACUUGCGGGCCUGAAUGUUAGCCUUGUCUCUGUGUUGUUCCCCCAUUCCCAGUGUGAAGAAAAGGUCAGAGUUUCCGCCCAGCGUGUAGAAAUAGGGUGAGAAAGAAAGCAAGCGUGUUGGGUUUGGGGUUUGGUUAAGACACCAAACGUAGCAGGUGUGCUUUGAGGCUUUGCCACAGCACUGAGCGAAAAGAAGACGUGAUGACUCUUACUGAUUCAGGUCAGAAGGAAAGAACAAAGUAUGUAUUAUGUUUUGGAAAAAAAAAAGACUGGAAGAAUUGUGAUUUCAUUCCUUUUUCUAUUGUUGAUGUUGUAAAUGAUGUAUAUAUUUGUACAGUUUAAGUUAAUUUAAAAGCUCAAAUUGUUAUGUUUUCUCUGCUUCAUAAUGUAUCAAUAGUGUAUUUUUUGUCGACAGUAUUUUUUACUAUUUUAUUGAGAAGUGUGACAAUAAUGUUACAUGUUUUCACUUUUGUAGCUGUAAA
Lampris incognitus (smalleye Pacific opah) is the source of this 2363-nucleotide messenger RNA. RefSeq names its product cellular communication network factor 2a (gene ccn2a). The record is from RefSeq and is a predicted model, not a curated record. Gene Ontology annotation, molecular function: integrin binding; heparin binding. Lineage: Eukaryota; Metazoa; Chordata; Actinopteri; Lampriformes; Lampridae. Gene Ontology annotation, biological process: cell adhesion; signal transduction. The transcript has 5 exons. Bases 228 to 1268 code for a protein of 346 amino acids. Gene Ontology annotation, cellular component: extracellular region; extracellular matrix.